AUGAUGACUCCACGAAUGAUGUCUUUUCCAAAUUUCAUUAGAGAAGCGGAACAAACUACUAGACCAUUAGAUCAUGCCUUCCCACCUUUAAAAGUUGAACACAAGUAUAAAAGUGUUUACGAAAGAGCAGGGUUUGAGGUAAAUAAAGGUGAUAAUUCAUAUCGCAAUCAAAGUGAUAAUAAAUCAAUUGGUUCAGGCUUGAAAAAGAGGAAUUUUUCCAAUCCUAGAAUACAACAUGGCAGUGCAAACAACUCAUCGUCAUCAUUGCCUCAAGCAACAACUAGAAAAGCACCAGUCCCUCCACCACAAUUAAAGUCUGAUUCUUCUGAUAGAAUAGUAUCCCCCACUUCGUCUAGUUCAUCUAAAUCAUCGAAAUCCCUGUCAAUGAAUUCAAAUUUCACCAGCACACAUAAAAGCAAUAGUUCUCACACCACUUUGAGAAACACUGCUGAAUUCAAUGGUGGAUUUGAUCAACCAUUAACCACAGGGUCUUCAACAACAACUUUCUUCGGUGAAAAUGAUUUACAACAGAAACCGUCGAACGCAAACCCAAUAUCGUCUUGCGACGCUGAGCCAACAGCAGCAAAUACUAGUGUUCCAACGAAACCAGAUAACAGACCGGUGUAUGAACAGAGCCAAAUUGACUCAAACGUACUAUCAGACAACAAUAAUGCGCCAAUAUCAACAAUAAAUGAGGAUAGCUCACCUAAUAGACCUGCUUUUGAUGCCAAUAAUGAUCAAUUUGAUUUUAGCCCUUCGCCUAGUCAAAGUGGGAAAAACUUGAAGCAUUUAAAACUUGAUUUAAAUCAUGAUAACUUGUCCGAUACUAGCAGCUUACCAGAUGUAAACCAACAUCAGAAGUUUGACUCAUCGAAUAAUACAUACCAAUCUAAGAACCCUUCCAAUAAUGGCCAUUCCAAGGAUUCUUAUACCCAACAAGGAUAUCAAAUGCAACUGCAACCACAUUCUCAACCUGGAUCGGCCAAAUCAGGAGUCAAAUUUGAUCCAAGAAGACAGCGUCAUCAACCAACUAGUGCCACUUCCACUAAAUUCCCUGCCCAGAAUUCUCCUCAGUACCCAAUGACACAUCCACAACAAAAAAGUCCAGCUCCUUAUCCAGCAACCCCAAUGAGAAUGCCUGGUCAUGGUUCUCCAUAUCCUCCACCACCGUCGCAACAGCAGCGUAACAUGUCACCAACAAGUGGACACUCACAACAACGCAUUGUUUCUCCUGUAAGUAUGCAUUCACAGCAACGUCACAUGUCACCAACAGGUAUGCACCACCAACAGAUGCAUAACCAAAGACUGAAUCAACCCCCAAUACCAAGAAUGGGAGGUAUGCAUCCAAACCCAAAACAACCACAAUUGCCAUUAAUGACUCUUGGUGGCCAGAAACAACCAUACUACCCACAAUCACCAGGGGCUCCACCAUUAAGACUGCAACAUAGACCUUACCCACAGCCUCAAGGAAACAUUCAAGGCUAUCCACCUGUACAUCACCAGGGAAUCCAACAACAACAACAACAACAAGGUUAUCCACGCCCACAGGGUCCACCACAACAGACAAGACAAAGACAACAAACUUAUUCUCAAAUCAGAGAUGACAAGUUGUCGUCUGCAUUAAACGAAUUUAAGAGUGAUUACGAGAAUCAUAAAGGAAGCAACGAUUCACCAACAACAUCAAAUACGGAAACUGAUUUGCCAAGUUCUUCAUCUUCAGACUUGGAUUUAUAUAAAUCCACACAUGCAAAGGACUCUUUAAAUAAUACCCCUGAAAUUAAUGAUUAUAGGUUUUCUUAUGAAGCCACUAAACAACAACAACAACAACAGCAGCAGCAGCAACAACAACAACAACAACAAGAACAAGUAAAACAACCGGCAAAAGCUACUACCAAUGAUCCUUCUGUACAAUUCCAAAAUUUCACCACGCAACAAUUGGCCAAGGAAGGCGAUUUAAAUAAUGAAUAUCAACAAUUUUUGAAUCAAAAAGAAAUUGGUUCAAGCAAUAAUUAUGAUAAUCGUCAUUUAUCUAUGGUCAGUUCGAUUAUUAGUAAAGAAUCAAAUACCAGUAAUGAGGAUGAAAUAGAAAAGGAAUUAGAACGACAAUUGGAAAGUUUGAAAAUGUCAGGAAGUAGUAUUAAUCUUACCAAAGUUGAUUCACAGGGCAAUGGUAGUAAUACUGGUACUGAUUAUGGCGCAUCUAAUACUACUAUGGUAAUUCCUAAAUUUAACAUCCAAGAUGUUGAUGAUGAUACCAAACCACAAUUGGAGAAUUUACAAAAUGAAUUAGAAGAAGAGACCACUAAACCAUUGACUAUUAGUCGUACAAAUUCAACUUUUGAAGUAGAACAACCAGUUACCAAAAGUGUUAAAUUCACUGAAUUACAACCUGAAGCAAAAGUCACAUCUAACGUUCCUCAACCUGGUUAUCCAAUCAAUGAUUCAUUUGGAAUUGAUGAAGAUGAUAAUGAUAAAGGAGAUGAUGAAUAUGUUAAGCCAUUAUCACCUAAGAAUCAUUUAAUCGAACAAGAAUUACAAAGUAUGAAUUUCCAAAUACCACAAACCACUGAAUCACCAACUACAUUAAUCAAUCAAACAUUUGAAACCACCAAGAAACCAUUACCAUCAGGUACUGGACCUUGUAGAGCAUGUCAUGGAUCCAUUUCUCCUGAUGCCAAAGGUCAAUUACGUGCCAUUUAUUCUAAAACUGGUGAAUUAUCUGGUCAAUGGCAUAGAAAAUGUUUCCAAUGUUGUUAUCAUGAAAAUCAAUAUGAUGGACAAGAAGGUAUGAUUAAAUGUAAUAUUCAAUUCAAUAAACAUGUUCAAUGUUAUGUUCUAGACGAUCAACCAUAUUGUUUCCAACAUUAUCAUAUUUUGAAUAAUUCAAUUUGUCAACAUUGUCAAGAUGGAAUUGAAGGAGAAUGUAUUGAAAAUGAAUUGAUGGAAAAAUGGCAUUUACAAUGUUUGAAAUGUUCUAAUUGUCAUACUGGAAUUCGACAAGAUUAUUAUAUUGUUAAUGAGCAUGACAUUAUAUGUCAUGAAUGUAAAACAAAUAAUAAUAUGGGAUUGAAUGUUCAAGAUAGAAUUGAAAAAAGAAGAACAAGAAUUUAUAAUAAUGUAUAA
Candida dubliniensis CD36 is the source of this 3123-nucleotide messenger RNA. RefSeq lists its product as uncharacterized. The record is from RefSeq and is a predicted model, not a curated record. Bases 1 to 3123 code for a protein of 1040 amino acids. NCBI's taxonomy places the organism in Eukaryota, Fungi, Ascomycota, Pichiomycetes, Serinales, Debaryomycetaceae. The transcript has a single exon.